CUCAUUUACUCAUCAGUGAGAAGCCAUUAUCAAACUGCGGAGCGAAGGGCCACCACAGCAAAUUUUCUGCUGAAAAGAAAAAUGAAUUAUCCGUGAAAAUGCAAAGAUUGCUGGUUUUUCCGCGAUAAUACUUCGGAAAUAAUGGACACCGAUGGCAGUGUGAUUGUGAUUAAAGAGGAAGUAGAUGAUGAAGCCAAUAACGAGCAAACCUUCGAUGUCGACAAUGAGCCAUCGCCGCCGCCGAUGCUGCCGCUGCACGGCCUGCACUCUAUGUUCGAUACCAUCGACUAUCUUAUCGUGCAGAAUGGUUACCAAUGUGCGGCUUGCCCGGACCGGAGCCGAUCGUUUCCGGAUAUGCCGGCCUUGCGGAGACAUAUGGUGCGACACGUUACCGGGGAUGAGCUACGAUGCAACCACUGCAAUCGGGUCUUCGAAGAUAUUGAGUCGCUGCGGAAGCAUCUAUUGGAUGCGUUGAGUGCCGAAUAUGGGGGUGGUAAAUCUGACAGCGAGGAUGAUGGCGAAGAUGACGGUGCCGAUGAGGGCGAUGUGGAUUCGGUGAUUUAUAUCGUCAAGGAUGGACGUUUGACGUGUUCGGCUUGCGAUGCGGUGUUUGGGCCGGUGACUCGAUGGAACAAGGAAAAGUUCAAGCUGCAUGUCGGGGAGAAGCACUGGACACCGUCUUCGUACAAAUGCGAUGAAUGCGGGAAGCGAUUUAGCAACGUGGACAAACUGGAAAAACAUAUUCAAAGACACGCGGAAUCGAUGGAAGUGGGUUGGAUGGGAUCGCAACCAUCGACCUCUUCACUAGCUACUAUCAAAGCGGAAGAACAAGAUCCGAUUGACUCAACGUUUGACGCAUUGGACAUACCUCAAGAUCCGAUGGGACUGUUGUCGGAAAUGCCGGAGGUUCAAGUCAAAGUUGAGGUACAAGAUGAAGCAACCCACGACUACGCCAUUGAAGCAGCGUCAAAUUCUGAUGCCAGCUACCGAAAUUCGUCGUCCGAUUCUGAUAGCUCUGAAUCCGAUUGCGAUCGUGGUAAAAAACGCAAGAAGAAAAUCAAAGCCAAAAAGUCCCUUAUCAAAAAGCAUGCACUAUCUCGUGAAAUCGCUGGUGGAAAGGAGGGUUCCAUAAUUCUUGCAUGCCGUUUGUGUGAUGAAGGGUUUUUGCUGCAAGAACUUCUCGACCGACACAUGGUCCAGAAGCACGACGAUCGAGAGCGGCCCUUCAAGUGCUCAAAGUGCUCCAAAACCUAUUUGACCAAUGGGAACCUGCAAGAGCACUUUCGCAUGGCUCACUCGGGAAUCAAAUUCAGCUGUAAGGAGUGCGGUAUCAAAUUUGCGACCAAAAGUUCCUGGAAGCGACAUAUGCAGGGCCACACGGAGGAAGGCUUCUGCUGUGACAUCUGCAAACAGAAGUUCACUUCCCACACGGUGUUGACCAAGCAUAAAAGACGAGUACACGAAAAUUUGGCCAAGAACUUUAUAUGUCUGGACUGUGGCAGCACAUUUGAUGACAAUGCCUCACUCCGCGAGCACCGGGUAAGACACACGAACGAGCGCCGAUGGGAGUGCGAAACCUGUGGUAUGAAGUUCAAGCGGAACCACAAUCUGAUGAACCAUCGGAAAACGCAUCUUGCCGAGAACCAGCCCGUGCCAACUAUCGAGUGUCUGCAGUGCGAUGAAAAGUUUUUGACGAAAAUGGCCCUGGCUUCUCACCGCUACGUGCACGGAAAAUAUUGUUGUAAGAUUUGCAAACUGUCCUUUGAGACUCAAAGCGGCUUGAUGCAACAUCGAAAGGAUGAUCACAAACUUAUAAAACAUACCGGAACCGAGUGCCGGUCGUGCCAUGAAAAAUUCCAAAACUCUGAGGAGCUGCUCAAGCACCGCGAAGAGGCACAUGCCAAUGAUCCCAUGUUGGAAUGUGACAUUUGCAAAGCCAGAUACCAUUCGCCAGCAGCGCUGAGAAGUCACCAGCGAUAUCACGAUAGAGUUAUCCUUUACGACUGUCAAAACUGCCCGGAAUCGUUCAACUCUCAGUUGUUGUUGGAUCGUCAUCUGAAAGACGUUCACAAAGAUGAGAAAAAUUACAUUUGCGAUCUAUGCGGUAAAGGAUUUCCUACCAAGAAGCAAAUAGCAGCACAUUUGAUACGCCACCGCAAUCCAAGAAAAAAGCACUACUCCUGUCUGCCGGGGUGCUACAUUUGUGACUUCUGUGGUAAGGAGUUCCGGUUUCAGAUGACCAUGAAGCGCCACGUUUUCAACGCCCAUACGAACCAGAACACUUUCAAAUGUGAUCAAUGCGAUAAGGUGCUCGCAUCCUUGGAGGGCUUGAAACUCCACUUGCGGUCCCACUCGCAGGAUCAGUCCAUUAUGUGCGAGUUGUGUGGUCGUUCUUUCCCCCAGCCCUAUCGACUGAAGGUGCACAUGGAAAGCCACAUGCGUGCGGGCAAUGAGUACCGCUGUCACAUCUGCAACCGGUCUUGUCGAGAGCCAAAAAAGCUCGAAAAGCACAUGCAAUUGCACACCGGCGAAACGCAGUACAGCUGUACCUUAUGCCAGAGAUUUUUCGUUACCAAAAGACACCAGAAGCUGCAUAUGAUACGGGUUCACCAGACGGAAGUCAAAUGCCUCCGGUGUGAAAAAAUGUUUCCUUCGGCCAAGAAAAUGCGGCUGCACAUCAAAAUACACGACCACCCCGAUUACAUGGAGUGCCCAAAGUGCUUCACCUGUGUCAAAGACAAAAAGACGAUGGGCCGCCACAUGAAGCAGCACGAGAAUGAGGGCAUUCGGGUCCCUUGCCAGUACUGUCCGUUGACGUUUGUCACGAAGAAGACUCGGCGGAAACACGAACGUACUAUGCAUAGCGACGAAAUCGUUCAGGUGGUGGGCCACCAAAUGGUGGACGAAGAUGACGAAGGCGGGGAUAGGUCAGAGGAAGAAGCAGAUGCCGAUGAACUUAUUGCGGAGAUGGCUGUGCGUGAGGAUGAGAUUCACCACCCCUCGCGACGAAGCUGUCGUACAAUGAACAAAGUGCAUAACCUAUCAGGUAGAUUGUCGCUUAAAAUAAACACAAUACAGGGUGUCUAAAAAUGUCUACGAGCGAAUUAAGGUGA
Armigeres subalbatus is the source of this 3113-nucleotide messenger RNA. Its product is annotated as zinc finger protein 569-like. The record is from RefSeq and is a predicted model, not a curated record. Gene Ontology annotation, cellular component: chromosome. The transcript is spliced from 4 exons. Gene Ontology annotation, biological process: regulation of transcription by RNA polymerase II. NCBI's taxonomy places the organism in Eukaryota, Metazoa, Arthropoda, Insecta, Diptera, Culicidae. Gene Ontology annotation, molecular function: chromatin insulator sequence binding. Bases 142 to 3087 code for a protein of 981 amino acids.